AUUAGAGUUUUUAUUGCAGAAAAAUGUUGUUUAAAGCAGUUGGUUCCUGUCGGAAGAUAAGAGCUAGAUUAUUUUCCUCUGAACCACCUUCUUGGAAUACAAUCUCGCAAUUUAGAUGGUUCUUGCCAAUACAGACAAGAUGGAAGGACAAUGAUCAAUAUGGACAUAUUAACAAUGCAGUUUACCAUUCUAUUUAUGAUACAGUGAUCAAUGUGUUUCUUAUCCGCCAUGUUGGAUUGGAUUUGGAAUCAGCUGUUUUACCGCGUGGUUAUAUGGUGACAAACAGCUGCACUUUUCUAGGAUCUGCCAGGUACCCUGAAGUAUACCUGGCAGGUUUAGGUGUUAGUAAGCUUGGAAAUACAUCUGUACGCUACAAACUAUGCUUGUUUCCUCAGAAGAAUCCAGAGGAAAGCCUUCUUUUGAAUUUGAAGGAUGGUCAUAACCCGACCGAUCCUGUUGUUCGGAGAUUUGCUGAGAAUGGAUUGGUUCAGGGUGAUUUUGUUCAUGUAUUUGUUGAUCCUAAAACUGAGAAACCUGUUCAUAUUUCUCAAGAGUGGAGAUCCAAACUAGACCUUCUUACAAACCAUUAUUAACCCUAGCUAAUCGGACCUCUUAUGUACCCACUUCCUAAUUGUGAACCCCCCCUCCUCCUCCAGUGCACGGCCCACCCCAGCCUGAAUAGUGAAUAUGGUUAACUAAAUCUGAAAUACAAAUUAUUUUUUGUUAAGGUUUUUGUUUUCUUUAAAAGAAUUAUACACUCCAUUGAUGAACGCUAUAAGAUGGGUUUAAAAAUAAACAAAAAAUAACUUA
Eurytemora carolleeae is the source of this 810-nucleotide messenger RNA. RefSeq lists its product as uncharacterized. Gene Ontology annotation, molecular function: fatty acyl-CoA hydrolase activity. The coding region runs from base 24 to 593 and encodes 189 amino acids. Gene Ontology annotation, cellular component: mitochondrion. Lineage: Eukaryota; Metazoa; Arthropoda; Copepoda; Calanoida; Temoridae. The transcript has 6 exons. The record is from RefSeq and is a predicted model, not a curated record.